AUCUUUCUCUCACGUCUGAAAAACCUGACAGUUGUUACGAACAAAUCAAGCCGAGCGUGUCGUGUUGAGGUGACAUGAAAUUAUAUAAAUCGCAAUUACUCAUGUGCACAAUAGCCCAUCAAACAAAGUGAAUUUAGUCCUUUGACAAGUACUGUAACGUGUUUCAAAUCUACUUAAUUUGCUCCUGUACUGAACCAAAUUGCCGUGUUCGUUACUGGAUCCAGUUAAUUAAUCGGGUCAGACUACUCAACUCCCAUCCUAUUUGGAAAGUCGCCAGGCAUCCGUACGGAUGAAAUAUCAUGUAACCAAUUAUUCAGAUGAGAUUAGAUGUGCACCAAGUCAUUCCGAGAGUGUGUGUGAGAUCGUGACAAUUAUUGCAGGGACAAAAUUGUUCAGAAUUUAUAUAUAUAUUUAAGUUAGUGAUGAUUCAUGAAUCUCAGAAAAGUGUCGGAUUUGCAAGUUCAUUAAAUCUUCUGUGUCGUGUUUCGUUCAUGUUUUUAUUUUUACAUAUAAAAUUUCUCAGAGAGUCGCCUUCCCCACAUUUCUCCCACACAUAAACAACAUCAUCCCGAUUUUAUUACGAGAUAAGAUAAUAACACCACGAGCACGACCACAACCACGCCAUGAGACGUUCUGUCCUGUCGUGAACAGUCUCAGUUCACUUUCUGACGCUUCGUUGGAAGCAGUUUUAGCCCAAUUUUCGGGUGAUUCACAAACAUUUACUUUUCAACAAGAAGCAGAAGUGGCAUCUUUUUAUUGCCAUAAAAUAACAGGGCAAGCAGACCUCGAAAAUAAAUUAAAUGAAAUUAGUGUGGAAUAACAACAUCAAAACCGCAGAAUUUCCGGCUUGGUUUGCGACAAAAAUAAACAAAUAGCUACAUUAAAACGUACAAUUUUUCCGGGUGUAUUUCAACUUGUAGGAAUUAAUAAUCGUUCGAACAUGCGAAAAAAUUUGUGAUGGUGAAUCUGUGAAAAAAUCUGGAAAGCGAAUUUUAAAAUCAUGACGGUUACUGCUACUUUCUCCUGGACGGUGUUUCUAUUUGUACUAAUUUUGACCUCCUCCCUGAUCACAAUAUCCACUUCGCAAAAUAGCCCUACUCUUAUCAAUCCUAACCUCAGGUUGAAUAAGUGCUUAUACAACGAACUAGGUAAAAUGAAGAAUAUUUAUUUGCCAAGCACUAUCAUGGGGAAUAAUGAGAAUGCGACUUUUCCGUUGCAGUUAAAAUGUGCGACACGACUGCCGCACUGUUUGCAACCUUGCUCGACAGAAAUUCUGCGAGUCAGAAUCCCAUUUCCGGAAGUGCGUCCGUCCAUCUUUAACGUGCACUUUACACCGAGUGGCUUUAUUCGAUAUGGGUCGGACUUCUUCCCCCCGGACGAAUAUUGCAUUUUAGGGAGUUCACAAGAAUCUGUGACGAUCGAGAUAUGUCGACCCGAAUGUAAAAAAACGCAUGUCUGUGUUCCAAAAUGCUGCUCGGCCGACAAAGUUCUCGACAUGCAGUCCAACUCUUGUCAGUAUUCGCUCCAGAGGAUUUGGGAGCCGUUAGUGCACAAAACGGAAGAUUUGCAGUUGUGUGGCGAGAAGAGGGCGAAUAUCCGCUUUCACUAUUACCAAGCACCACCCUCCUGCCAAACACAAGCCUUCUUCCUCAAGUCCGUUCCAGGAGAUUUGGAGAAAUUCAGGGUCAGAUUUCGACUCCUCGUCGAUGGCAGCGUCGUUCUUCGUGAACUUCUCGCGAGCGAGUGGAAACGCCCCCAACCAGGUCAGUUCUGUUUGGACGGGGUACAAAAUCUGGACACUGUUGGCCCUUACAGUGGUGACCCCUUAGACCAAGUUCUCCUUAUUUGUGCCGAUGACGAGGAGGAAAUCGUAUUAGGAAAAAAUAAUGCUACUGCUUUCUCCAACAACAAAAAGGCAAUCACGGGUAUAUUGUACUCCAUUCUUCUGUUUUUGGGGACACCAUUCCUUCUCGUGACUGUAAUCGUGUACAUUUUGCUGUGGGGGAAACAGAACGUUCACGGCUGGACCCUCUUUUCCCACACCCUCGCCAUGCUCCUCUUCUACUUGUUGCAAGGAAUUACCAACGCUGUGUCCAGGCUGUACGACAGUGACGAUAAUGCGUCCACGAGUUGCAUGUUAAUUGGAAUCGCAAAUCACUACUUUGCCCUCGCAUCCUUCUGCUGGAUGACCAUGAUCAAUUACGAUUUAUGGUCAAUGUUUCGCUAUUUGCAAAAUACUGUUGGGAGAUCGCGUGGAAUGAAGAGAUUUGUCGUGUACAUGAUAAUCGGGUGGGGCGUCCCCUUCAUUGCUGUUUUAAUUUGUGUCGUACUCGACCUUGAAUUCGGAUUGUAUGGCGACGAUGGUGCCGAGUGUGCCACGGAGAUCGUCGUGCCUCUCUAUGGACACAAAUCGUGCUACAUUUUUGAACAGUCUAGGCCGUACUUUCUCUUCUACCCGAUCGGAACCCUGAUGGCGAUUAACGUUAUAUUCGCUGGUCUCACAGCAUUCAACAUGUAUAAUCAUAAUCAAAGUUCGAAAAUUGCGGAGAAAAAGUCGACCAAACAUAAGCGAAUGUUUUCCGUUUGGUUUAAACUGUUCGUGGUGAUGGGCCUGGCCCUGACCUCGGAAGUGGUGGUGUGGUACUUCAAAAAGAAGGACGAAACUCUGCCCUGGUAUCUCAUUUUCCCAGAUGUUCUCAGCGUCAUGCAGGCCAUCGCCAUUUUCAUUUUGUUUGCAUGCCAGCCAAAAAUCAUUAAUCAACUUCAUGACGCAUAUCCAAAACUGAGACCAUUUCUGGACAACGUUCGUCAACUGCCGUGCUAUAAAAGUAGGAUGCAACAAACUAUGCCUGCAAAAGUUUAGUUGCUUUUUACCAUUUCUUUUUUGUAUGCAAUGUCGUUUUAUGCAAAUUUUUGAACAAGUAAAUCGAAUUAUUUUCAAAAAUAAACACUAUCGAAAAGUUUAUUUUCAAGUCAACCCGUUAAGGUAGAUAAAGCUAAAUACAUAAUAAUUUUUAACGGGUGUGCAUGAUGCUAAAUGUCCAACUACGUAAUUGUACAGCUAACCUAAGCAUUACAAUUAAAGUUAAUUAUUAGUAAAAUCCAAUCUAAUUAGUAAAUGGUGAAUAUCAAUGAAAGGAUU
Folsomia candida is the source of this 3142-nucleotide messenger RNA. Its product is annotated as G-protein coupled receptor Mth. The transcript is spliced from 10 exons. The record is from RefSeq and is a predicted model, not a curated record. Gene Ontology annotation, cellular component: membrane. Gene Ontology annotation, molecular function: G protein-coupled receptor activity. The coding region runs from base 1001 to 2863 and encodes 620 amino acids. NCBI's taxonomy places the organism in Eukaryota, Metazoa, Arthropoda, Collembola, Entomobryomorpha, Isotomidae. Gene Ontology annotation, biological process: G protein-coupled receptor signaling pathway; cell surface receptor signaling pathway.